Messenger RNA from Prorocentrum cordatum, 813 nucleotides. The record is from the annotation of a GenBank genome assembly. Lineage: Eukaryota; Dinophyceae; Prorocentrales; Prorocentraceae.
UGGUCGCAGGUCUUUGGAGUACUGAUGCUGCACGCUUGCGUUGAGGUGUUCACACCGUAGCCCCCGUUGCCGUCUUCCCCCGGGCUCGUCCCCCCCCCCCCCCUUGGGGUAAUACUCGUUACCCUCCCCAGGGAACAGACACAGUCACGUACAAGUUCCGGCCUCGGACGAUAAUCGGUUCCAGCUGCGCGCGAUGGGUGAGACGACGCCGUCUGCGAGUGGGAUGGACAUGUCCUACCGGAAGUUCUGCGCAGAGGUCUUCAGCCCUCCCCCGGUCGUCGAGACGCCGCCGCCGCCCGAGUGGGAGCGGCCGGUGGGCUACGAGCAGGACUACGAGGCCGCGGGGACGACGGUGGACGGCGAGCCGACCAUCUUCAUCAGCAUCGCCUCCUACAGGGACGACCUGUGCCACAACACCAUCCGGGAGGCGCUGCGAAUGGCAGAGCACCCGCGCCGGCUCUUCUUCGGGGCCGUGGAGCAGAGCAUCCCCAGCCAGGGCGACCUGCCCUGCAAUUUCACGACCGUGCCCUGCGACGCCGACCCGAGCCAGCUUCUCUCGGCAACAGGUAAGAGCGACGUUUCGCCGGAGUGACCUUUGGUGCGGGCCCGGUGGGAGCCCCGGAUGGCUGCAUGCGACGCGAUCGCAGCGGCUUGCGCGCUCGCGUUGCGCGACCUCUGAUGGCGCGACGUUCGGGGGGGCGCGCAGCGGCCCCCGAGCCCGCCGAAAGUCUCGCAUCAAUCGGGUGUUGCCAGACGCGCCCCCGGCCCAAGGUCCGAACAGGGGAUCGCCUACAGCAUGGCUUCACCCCAACA